GCCCGCCGCCUGUGACGCGGUGUGUCCGCUCCCGGCCGCCGUCCCGCUGCGGCGGCCAUGGCGCAGCCGGGCGGUCGGGCCGUCACCGUCAGCGAUGUCCAGCAGCUGGUGAAGAGGAAGGACGAGAUCGAAGCGCAGAUCAAGGCCUACUACGAGCUGCUGGAGGACCAAAAGGGCGUCGGGAUGAACGAGCCGCUGGUGGACGCCGAGGGCUUUCCCCGCGAUGACAUCGACCUCUAUCAAGUCCGCACCGCCCGGCACAACAUCAUCUGUCUGCAGAAUGACCACAAGGCCCUGAUGAAGCAGGUGGAGGAAGCUCUGCACCAGCUGCACGCCCGGGAGAAGGAGAAGCAGGCCCGGGACGAGGCGGAGGCGCGGGCGGAGGCGCUGGGCCAGGGCCUGGCACGGGCCUUUGCCAGGGUGAACGCCGUGACUCCGGGCUCCCCUGCCAGCAUCUCUGGACUUCAGGUCGAUGAUGAGAUUGUGGAGUUUGGUUCUGUCAACGUGAACAACUUCCAGAACCUUCAGAACAUUGCCACAGUGGUGCAGCACAGCGAAGGGAGACCCCUGAGCGUGACCGUGAUGCGCGGGGGCAAAAAGGUGCACGUGGGGCUGACUCCGAAGCGCUGGUCAGGGAAGGGUCUCCUGGGCUGCAAUAUCAUCCCCUUGCAAAGAUGACCAUUGCUUGGAAAGCAAUAAAGCUGAAGCCUGUGCCUGCUUUCUGGACUGUGAUCUAGUUUGAAAACUUGCCUUCAUGUUCUUGCUGAAACAAAUGUUUCAGAGGCUGUGACCUCUGGGUGCCAGACUCACAGUCUGAAGAGGUUUCUGAUAGAAUAAUGUCUGACUGCAGUUCAGUUGCACUGGUUCAUCAGGAGUAGCUUGCAGAGCUGCAAGAUGUGGCUUCUCAUCUCUCACACCUUGUAUCACUUUGCAGUGAGGCUAUAGAGACCCAAACAUCACUUGAUACAGGCUCUAAAAAGCAUUAAAUGCUCUUAUUUGGUGAUGACAGAGCAUUCCUGAUUUUUUUCCCUCUUAAAUUCCUCAUUGAAUAUCUUGAAAUACAUGCUAAAAAGUCCCUGAGCACUUUUUGGGUGUCAAUAAUAGUAGAUCACAAGAAAUAGACAAGUUUGAUACUUUAUUUUCCCUGUGUUGUUGCAAAUUUUGAAGUCACUAAACAUAAAAGAAUCUUUGGGACAACUAAUUAUUUUAAGUUAAUAAGGAAAUAGGUGUUAUGAUUCUACUUCACUUCUAGUGUUUUCAUAUGGUCAUGAUAAAAGUACUCCUAACUUGACAACUUUUUUACUUUGUUUAUUUGUAGUGGUUGGUUUUGGGGUGUAUAAGUUCUUCCAGAGGAUUUCUGGGAUGGCUGGAUUUGUUGUAAGUUUGUUUCCAAUGGAAUUUCAAAGUACUCUUCUGAGACAAUAAAAUGGACUGAUGCCUCUC
Messenger RNA from Apus apus (common swift), 1443 nucleotides. It is a transcript of the gene PSMD9, whose product is annotated as proteasome 26S subunit, non-ATPase 9. Lineage: Eukaryota; Metazoa; Chordata; Aves; Apodiformes; Apodidae. Gene Ontology annotation, biological process: proteasome regulatory particle assembly. Bases 58 to 678 code for a protein of 206 amino acids. The record is from RefSeq and is a predicted model, not a curated record. Gene Ontology annotation, molecular function: protein binding. Gene Ontology annotation, cellular component: cytoplasm; nucleus. The transcript is spliced from 6 exons.